CGAAAGAUGAGGGGCGGGGCCGGAAGUGAGAUCACCCUUCCGUUGGGGUGAAAGGUUAAGCGGAUGUAGCCGUCUUUCCUUUCCGUAGGCCCUGGUGGUUGCUGUCGAAAUGGGCAAGUUCAUGAAACCCGGGAAAGUGGUGCUGGUGCUGGCCGGACGCUACUCCGGACGCAAAGCCGUCAUCGUGAAGAACAUUGAUGAUGGCACCUCAGAUCGCCCCUACAGCCAUGCUCUUGUGGCUGGAAUUGACCGCUAUCCCCGCAAAGUGACAGCUGCCAUGGGCAAGAAGAAAAUCGCCAAGAGGUCAAAGAUCAAGUCUUUUGUGAAGGUUUAUAACUACAAUCACCUCAUGCCCACAAGGUACUCUGUGGAUAUUCCCUUGGACAAAACUGUGGUCAACAAGGAUGUCUUCAGAGACCCUGCUCUUAAACGCAAGGCCCGGCGGGAGGCAAAGGUCAAGUUUGAAGAGAGGUACAAGACAGGCAAGAAUAAGUGGUUCUUCCAGAAACUGCGGUUUUAGAUGUUUUAUGUUUCAGUCAUUAAAAAGGUGGAAAAAAAAA
This is a messenger RNA of Tupaia belangeri chinensis (Chinese tree shrew), 560 nucleotides long. It is a transcript of the gene RPL27, whose product is annotated as ribosomal protein L27. NCBI's taxonomy places the organism in Eukaryota, Metazoa, Chordata, Mammalia, Scandentia, Tupaiidae. Gene Ontology annotation, cellular component: ribosome. Gene Ontology annotation, molecular function: structural constituent of ribosome. The coding region runs from base 110 to 520 and encodes 136 amino acids. Gene Ontology annotation, biological process: translation. The record is from RefSeq and is a predicted model, not a curated record. The transcript is spliced from 5 exons.